This is a messenger RNA of Trichomycterus rosablanca, 2334 nucleotides long. RefSeq names its product LMBR1 domain containing 1 (gene lmbrd1). Gene Ontology annotation, biological process: protein localization to lysosome. The coding region runs from base 7 to 1638 and encodes 543 amino acids. Gene Ontology annotation, cellular component: lysosomal membrane. The record is from RefSeq and is a predicted model, not a curated record. The transcript has 16 exons. Lineage: Eukaryota; Metazoa; Chordata; Actinopteri; Siluriformes; Trichomycteridae.
GUGAAGAUGGCUUCCACAGCGGCUAUGCUAACCGAGUCUGUUCUGGGCUGGUCUAUAUUCACUAUUGUGCUCCUGCUCAUCCUGGUCUUCUGCUGGAUCUACGUCCGGCGGUACCAGAGUCGGCAGGAGAGCGAGGUGGUGUCCACCAUCACGGCGAUGUGCGCCCUGGCCGUGGCCCUGAUCACGUCCGCUCUGCUCCCGGUGGACAUCUUCCUGGUGUCCUUCAUGAAGUCCCCCAACGGCACCUACAAGGACUGGGCGGCGAGCAACGAAACACGGGUGCGAAUCGAAGACACCGUCCUGCACGCUUACUACACGCUGUACUCCAUCAUCCUCUUCUGCGUCUUCUUCUGGAUUCCGUUCGUUUACUUCUACUAUGAGGAGAAGGACGAGGAUAACGGCAGCAAGUGCUCGCAGGUGAAGACCGCAGCCAAGUACACGACUGGAUUCGUCAUCGUCUGCGCCGCACUGUUCUUGAUCGGGGCGUUUGCACCACUGCAGCCUCCGCCCAAGCAUAACUCCACCCAGUGGGAGAAGGUGCAGUACCUGUUCGAGGAGCUGGGCAGCAGCCACGGUCUGGAGGCUCUGGCUUUCUCCAUCAGCACCCUGACGCUGAUCGGCAUGCUGGCGGUGAUCACCUACACUGCGUACGGCAUGUCGGCGCUCCCCCUGAACCUGAUCAAAGGAACCCGCGUCGUCCACUACGAGCUCCUGGAGAACACCGAGGACGCGGAGGACGUGGAGCAGCAGAUAGACAAGCUGAAAGCCAAGUGUGCGGACGGGCGGCCCCUCUCGGUGAGAGACCGGAGGAACCUGCAGGACCUGGAGGAGAAGCUUCGGACGCUGCGCCGGAAGGGUCGCCACCUGGAGAACGCCCAGAAGGGCUGCUGCGCCAGACUGGGCGGGGCCCUGCGUCCCAUAAAGGUGUUACUGGGCGUGUUCUUCAUCCUGGUGGCUCUGCUCUUCUUCGUCUGCUUGUUCAUUUCUAAUCUGGAUAAAGCCCUGAACUCGGCCGGGAUCAGCACCGGCUUCAUCGUGUUCGGUACCAACCUGACCAACCCCCUGAACGAGCUGCUGCUGGCCAUGCAACCGGUGUUCCCUCUGGACUACCUGCUGAUCGUGGUCAUCACCGGCUACUUCAUCCUCACCUCCAUGGCGGGAAUCCGUCACAUGGGCGUCUGGUUCUUCUGGAUCAGGCUGUAUAAGAUCCGCCCGGGCCGGACCCGCCCUCAGGCUCUGCUCUUCCUCUGCAUGAUCCUGCUCCUCAUCGUCCUUCACAGCAGCUACAUCAUCUACAGCCUCGCCCCGCAGUACGUCAUGUACGGCAGCCAGCGCUACCUGCUGCAGACGCCCCUGACCACCUCAGACGAUCCACCUCAGAGGAACCGAACCACUGGAACCACCGUCAAGAUCUGUGACGCCGACGCCCCUGAGGACCAGUGCACCAUGACCAGGUCCUACCUGUUCCUCCACAAGUUCUGGUUCUUCAGCACCGCCUACUACUUCGGGAACUGGGCGUUCCUGGCCGUGUUCCUGAUCGGUCUGGUGGUGUCGUGCUGCCGGGGGAAGAAGUCGGUGAUCGAGGGGGAGGUGGAGGACGACGACUCCGACUGCAGCGACGACGAGUACGUGCGUUAGCGAGGCCUGCACUCCGCCCUGCCUCUCCAACCCUCGAUUUCUAUCGUUUUGUGAUAAUAAUAAUAAUAAUAAAGCUUUUUUUCUUUGUGUGGUUUUGGGCUAAUACAAUAACCCCAGGUGAAUUCUGGGAGACAUCCUUACCGCAUGUAGAGCUCUCCUACCGGCCACAGGGGGCAGUGUCGGGUACUUGUCUGCUGGGUGGGAACUAAAAGGAGAGGCCAAAAAAAUUGGGGGCGGGGUCUUCAAAGCUGCGUAAGGACGUCUGCCCGGAUACUUAGCCAAUCGUAGACGAGUAAACACUCGGUCCAAAUCCGAGAGGUCGUGGGCCAUCGUGAUGGACCCCUGAGCGACCCCUCUGAGUCACCAGCGCCCCCUACUGGUCAUAUGAAGCUUCCAGAAAUCGCACCCUGAUGUACAGUAAAUGUUUUAAAGAUUUAUUAGAAUGACUGUCGCUGUCCUGCUGUGUUCUAUACUGUCAAAAGUAUCCGGACACCCGAGCGUAAGCUUGUCGGACGUCCCCAAACCGUGUCGGGGCUCUGUGCAGGACACUGGACACUUUCUUGCUUUUUAAACCAGAAAUUAUAGGGCUGUCCCAAUACUUUUGACCGUAUACUCGUUGAAUGGACAGUUGUGUUUCUGUAUUAAAAAUGUUUCUAUCUACAAAUCUGACAUUAAAAUACGUUUUAAUUCCUCGAA